Messenger RNA from Jatropha curcas, 1574 nucleotides. RefSeq names its product lysine-tRNA ligase. The record is from RefSeq and is a predicted model, not a curated record. Lineage: Eukaryota; Viridiplantae; Streptophyta; Magnoliopsida; Malpighiales; Euphorbiaceae.
CACCCAUCUCACACCAUUUUUAAACUUUUUCUAGUUAUUGUAAAAACAAGUACAGUCUCAAACUAUGGUGGCUGCUAUUACCAUUUCUUCCCCAAAAUCCAGAAUCUUGCAGAAUCCAGUCUCCUUAUAUGAACCCAAUUCUAAUUUUCUUGGUGGUUCCUUAAAGAACUCUGUUUUACCAUUAAAACCCAGAAGUAAAAGAAGAGAUAAACUCAAUUUGGUGGUUGCUGCAGCAAGCAACACCCCCACCACAUCUACUGGCACGUUUUAUCUUAACUUUACUGGCUUUCCUUUCCCUCUUGGUCCUUUCCUCAAUAGACGCACUAUAAGGACUGAGGCUGUAAAGGGUUGUAUAUGGCUAUUCGAACAAGAGCAAGCAUUGGGAUUCAGCAGUGUCUCAACAAAUAUUCGAAUGACAGUCGUCAAACUCAAAUCUGGAGGUUUAUGGGUCCAUGCACCCAUUGCUCCAACUAAGGAGUGUAUUCAGCUUCUGAAGGAGUUGGAGGCUCCAGUAGAAUACAUAGUCCUGCCUACAUUUGCUUAUGAACAUAAAAUUUUUGUUGGCCCAUUUUCAAGGAAGUUUCCACGAGCCCAAAUAUGGGUCGCACCAAGGCAAUGGAGCUGGCCGUUGAAUUUACCACUUGAGUUUUUUGGGAUUUUUCGUGCCAAAACCUUGAAAGAUGAGGAUUUGUCAACACCAUGGGCUGAUGAGAUUGAACAAAAAGUUUUAAGCUCACCUGAAGUUGUUUUCUUUUGGAUUAUUCCAGGAAUUGGACCAUAUGUAGAAGUAGCUUUCUAUCAUAAGCGCUCAAGAACGCUACUGGUAACAGAUGCUGUAAUUUUUGUUCCAAAAGAGCCACCUGAAUGUAUUAGCAAGGAAUCCUUGUUAGCUUCGGCAAAAAAUGGAUUGGCUGUAAAAAUUCUUAGUAAAGGAAAGGAAGUACCUCAGGAACCAGUUGUUGAUAACCCGAUGAACCGUCAAAAAGGAUGGGAAAGGAUGGUUCUUCAAAUCUUGUUUCUUGGCCCGUCCAAUCUGUUGGAACCUAAAGCUAGUUUUGGUCAAAUGUCUCAGAAAUUGAUUGUUUCACCUAUUGUAAAGACUCUGGUCUUCAGCAAAGUUCCUGAAAAGGUCAGGGAUUGGAUUGAUGGAAUAGCUGGGGAUUGGAGAUUCAAGAGAAUUAUUCCUGCUCAUUUUGCUGCUCCAAUAAAUGCAGGCAGGUCUGAAUUUUUAGCUGCAUUUGCUUUCCUAGAUGACCUCUUGGGCGAGCGUUACGUUACUCGGCCUUCACUAUCUCUUCUGUUCACUUCACUUAUGGGGAAGGCUGCCAGUUACUUCCCACCAGAUGACAUGAAGACCUUAUCAUCCCUCGAUCAAUUUUUAGUGUCGGUAGGAGCUGUAAAGAAGACUGUCUCAGGAAGGAAAAAAGCAGCUUGACAGAUAAAUUUAGCUGCAAAAGUUUUACCAUCACCUUUAAUUCACACAUACACUUUUAUAUCAAGAAUUUGACAGAUCAUUAUUGUACAAUAUAUUCAUAUUUGAAUAGGAAAAAGUAUAUAGCUUUUCAAAUUUUGUC